Messenger RNA from Mytilus trossulus (common blue mussel), 1239 nucleotides. RefSeq lists its product as uncharacterized. The coding region runs from base 188 to 955 and encodes 255 amino acids. Lineage: Eukaryota; Metazoa; Mollusca; Bivalvia; Mytilida; Mytilidae. The record is from RefSeq and is a predicted model, not a curated record. The transcript has 8 exons.
CCAGACAUUAUCAUAUGUAGGUGACGAUAUAACAGUUAGUCCAGGUAUUCCCUGGUGUAUUCCGUAUUACGAAACCUAAUAAUUAACAAGCUAUUGGUAUAAAUAAGUAAUCAGACAUGCUAUACAGAACAGAUAUCGACAAGGGGAUAUAUAUCAAAAGUACGAAUACUUCUUAAAUCUGAUAGAGAUGAUGGGAUAUGACCCAAUACACAGGGCUAGUUCCGUUACCUACCAAACGACUGGUACAUUCAGAUAUCCAUCUGAUGUAUAUGAAGAAGACCCGUACAGAGAUGUCAAUUGUCCGUCACCCCCUCCAAACCCUACAGGCAGAUAUGGUGCUUAUACUCCCGGUCGUGUUACCCCAGGGAGACCGGGAUCAAGGAUUAACAACGCAACACAGGAUUAUCAAGAUCAGACAGAAUCCAGAUUAGGAUAUAAUAACGACUUCCGGUAUUCGUCCCCACCCCCAAUGAGACUACAGAGAGAGAUGACCAUGCCUGCCAGGACGGAGGAACCACUAGAUCCAAUCACAAGACAGUAUUACAAUCGGCUGUUUCACAGAUCUCAAAGUCCAGACAUGAAUCUUAACCGAAUGGGACGAGCUGGUGGCAGAUGGCGUCAUAUAACUUCUUGUUUUGCAAACACAGGAUCGCAUAUGUCUUUUGUAGAAGGUACAGUUAAACAAGUAGAUAACAAUUUUAUGUUACCAAAGAGACAACCAGCUCAAAAAAUAAGUUUUUCAAAUAGCAUGGCUAAUCCAAGGACAAUGUACAGAGCUCCAUCCGCCACGAAACGGAAACCAAAAUACAAUUCUACUUACUAUGAUCAUGCCAAAAAUGGAUUUAAAUAUUGGUAUCAAGAGCAAAAUAAGCCAAUGGAUCCGGAAUGGGACGAAACCUUACUAGAUAGUUUAGUUAAUGAUAGAUACAUAACGUGGCACCCAGUCUUUGGAUAACAGGACGAGCCAGUGAAGAAAUUUAUUAAACUACGUCAAUAAUUUAUUUAGAAAAAAAACAACAACAAGGCAAUUGUAAAAUUGUCAUAUUUGCUCAGAAGAACGAUCUGACCAGGACCAAUUUUAAAGAACUUUUUGUAUAAAGCUAUGUUAUUUAUUAAAUUAUAUAGAAGACCCUAGUCAAUCUCAAAAUAUUCUGUGAUAUUGCUCCGCUCUGUGACAUUUGCUUGUUCGGAUUCUAAGUUAUUUAUACACACUGGUAAAUAAAAUAUUUAAAUACUAAA